Molecule: messenger RNA, 360 nt
Organism: Microthlaspi erraticum
Lineage: Eukaryota; Viridiplantae; Streptophyta; Magnoliopsida; Brassicales; Brassicaceae
Source: the annotation of a GenBank genome assembly
AUGAGCGCUUUUGUAAAGAAAGAUGUUGGAAGUUUAAGACGAUUGAGUGAGAAGUUUCUUGAGCUUAUAAAGGACUUUGAUGUUUUGCUUGCUUCGGAUGAUAAUUUCCUUCUGAGGACAUGGCUUGUAACAACAAACUCUGCUUUAUCUCUUCCAAGACUUACUUGUGUCCAUUCCUGCAACUGCAAGUGGUCCGGCGAAUGGCGAUGUAGGUAUGAGAAUUAUCACGUCUUCAAUGGAGGAGAUGAGGAAGAAAGAAAAGCAAGUUACACAGGAGGAACAACGCCACACUUGCAAGCUAGGAAUCGGAGUGGUGGGGAGGGAAGAGGAAAGAAGGCACCUGACUGGCUUAGCUUAUAA